UACUUUUUUCCCUUCUUCGUGAGACUAUUCAUGUGAAUUUACUUCUUUGCAUCUGCACUUUUUUUCUUCCUGCAAUCCAUUUAUUAGAACUGCUCGUUGUGCGUGAGAAGGUGUGUGAGACUACAAUGGCCGUGAAGAAGAGCGUGGGUUCGCUGAAGGAGGCAGAUCUGAAGGGGAAGCGAAUCUUCGUCAGGGUGGAUCUCAACGUUCCCUUGGACGAUAACUUGAAAAUCACCGAUGACACCAGAGUCCGCGCCGCCGUCCCCACCAUCCAGUACCUCAUCGGACACGGCGCUCGUGUCAUUCUCUCUUCUCAUCUCGGUCGCCCGAAAGGGGUCACGCCAAAGUACAGCUUGAAACCUCUUGUGCCUAGAUUGUCUGAGCUCCUUGGCAUUGAGGUCAAGAUGGCAAAUGAUUGCAUUGGUGAGGAAGUGGAGAAAUUGGUUGCUCAAAUCCCAGAUGGUGGUGUUUUGCUUCUGGAGAAUGUGAGAUUCUACAAAGAGGAAGAGAAGAAUGAUCCUGAAUUUGCAAAGAAGCUUGCCUCUCUUGCAGAUUUGUACGUUAAUGAUGCGUUUGGAACUGCCCAUAGAGCUCAUGCUUCAACGGAAGGAGUUGCCAAAUUCUUGAAACCAGCUGUUGCCGGAUUCCUUAUGCAGAAGGAGCUUGACUAUCUAGUAGGAGCUGUGACUAGCCCUAAAAAGCCAUUUGCUGCCAUUGUUGGUGGGUCAAAAGUGUCUACUAAAAUUGCUGUGAUUGAGUCGCUGUUGGAGAAAGUGGACUUGCUAUUGCUCGGUGGAGGGAUGAUCUUUACUUUCUACAAGGCUCAGGGGUACAAGGUUGGGUCCUCACUUUUGGAGGAAGACAAGCUUGACCUAGCCACUUCCCUUAUUGAGAAGGCCAAGGUUAAAGGAGUCUCGUUGUUGCUUCCCUCUGACGUUGUGGUUGCUGACAAGUUUUCUGCAGAUGCUAACAGCAAGGUGGUCAGCGCUACUGAAAUUCCUGAAGGGUGGAUGGGGCUAGAUGUUGGGCCGGACACAAUCAAGUCGUUUGGUGAAGCCUUGGAUACCACCCAAACUAUCAUAUGGAAUGGGCCUAUGGGCGUGUUUGAGUUUGACAAGUUUGCUGCUGGGACUGAGGCCAUAGCAAAGAAACUGGCAGAGCUUAGCGGAAAGGGAGUGACAACAAUCAUUGGAGGAGGAGACUCGGUGGCAGCAGUUGAGAAGGUUGGGCUUGCGGAAAAGAUGAGCCAUAUCUCAACUGGAGGCGGCGCUAGCUUGGAGCUACUCGAGGGGAAAAUGCUUCCAGGUGUUCUUGCACUCAAUGAUGCUUGAGAGCACUUCAUUUUUUGUUUCUGCCUUUCAUUGUUUCUUCUUGAGUUUUCCCCUUUGGGUUUUUUUUAAUUAGGCCCUAAGAUAGAAAGUGUGUUGGUGUUUGAAUAAAUUUUGCAGCCAUUUUUUUUGCUUCAUAUUCUGCUGAGAUGGAAAAGAGCAUGCUAAUCCUAGACAUGUAUGGCUUCUGCAUGUUUUAUAUUUGGUGUUUUUGUACAUUAUAUGACGAGUACACAUCUAUCUCUCUGUAGUCUGUACUUAUAUACU
Molecule: messenger RNA, 1595 nt
Organism: Cuscuta campestris
Lineage: Eukaryota; Viridiplantae; Streptophyta; Magnoliopsida; Solanales; Convolvulaceae
Source: the annotation of a GenBank genome assembly